Molecule: messenger RNA, 3095 nt
Organism: Melanotaenia boesemani (Boeseman's rainbowfish)
Lineage: Eukaryota; Metazoa; Chordata; Actinopteri; Atheriniformes; Melanotaeniidae
Gene: rgra
Product: retinal G protein coupled receptor a
Exons: 7
Coding region: 423-1310 (295 amino acids)
Biological process (GO): phototransduction; visual perception; G protein-coupled receptor signaling pathway
Cellular component (GO): membrane
Molecular function (GO): G protein-coupled receptor activity
Source: RefSeq, a predicted model, not a curated record
GCCUUGUUUUCCUAUUAGAUGGUGGUGUUGUUGUGACUGGCAGAAGGCUGCAUCCUUGCUGACACCUGUUGUUCUUCCUUAAAGCGACGCAGGGAUGUAUCCACGCCGUCUCAUCAGCAGCAGUGGCAUCCUCACUGGGACACCAAAACACAAAGGCUUGUUGUGUAACUAACUGAGGGGCUUUAUUGUUGCGGCGGGCAAAUGCGCAUUAAGGGUUACGGUUUGUGUGGUUAUAUUCAUUAAGACAUUCCUGCGCGGAUUGGGGCAUCAGAGAGAGAGGGCUUUACAUAAUAAACUGCACGCUUUUCCCGUGAAAUGCCCCUUUAAAAGCGGGCUCUGUACAGUCACAUUGAGACGUCGUAAACGAACGGACUGAAAAGUCUGUGACAUCUGCUAUUUGUUUGUGCCAAAUCGGUGUCAGGAUGGUCUCGUCGUACCCUUUACCGGAGGGCUUCUCCGAGUUCGAUGUGUUUUCCUUGGGAUCUUGUCUGCUGGUGGAGGGUCUGUUGGGCUUCUUUCUAAAUGCAGUGACAAUCGUGGCUUUCAUCAAAGUGAGAGAGCUGAGGACCCCCAGCAAUUUCCUGGUGUUUAGUUUAGCGAUGGCUGAUAUCGGUAUCUCAAUGAACGCAACCGUCGCAGCUUUCUCCAGUUUUCUGAGGUACUGGCCUUAUGGCUCAGAUGGAUGCCAGACACAUGGUUUUCAGGGCUUCAUGACAGCUCUUGCCAGCAUUCACUUUAUAGCAGCCAUCGCUUGGGACAGAUAUCACCAGUACUGCACCAGGACAAAACUCCAGUGGAGCAGUGCCAUCACUUUAGCUGUGUUUGUCUGGAUUUUCACUGCCUUCUGGGCAGCUAUGCCCCUCGUUGGCUGGGGGGAGUAUGACUACGAGCCACUCAGGACAUGCUGCACACUGGACUACAGCAAAGGAGAUAGGAACUAUGUUUCUUACCUGAUUCCAAUGAGCAUUUUCAACAUGGGCAUUCAGGUGUUUGUCGUCAUGUCCUCUUACCAGUCCAUUGCACAGAAAUUCAAGAAGACUGGAAACCCCAGGUUCAACCCCAACACUCCUCUGAAGACUUUGCUGUUCUGCUGGGGCCCCUAUGGCAUCCUGGCUUUCUAUGCUGCUGUGGAGAAUGCCAACCUUGUCUCACCUAAGCUCAGAAUGAUUGCUCCUAUCCUGGCUAAGACCUCCCCUACCUUCAAUCCACUCUUGUAUGCUUUGGGAAAUGAGAACUACAGAGGAGGCAUUUGGCAGCUUCUCACUGGGGAAAAGAUUGAUGUGCCUCAAAUUGAGAAUAAGUCCAAAUAAACUAAGCAUACAAUAAUCACAUCCAUUCACUGUCCUUGAUGUUUCUGUCUGUGAGCAUCUGUGCACAUGUUGUGUCUCAAGCAGUGAUGGCCAUUGUCUAUACACCUGUCCUGGAUUUGUUCCCACAUUCUGUCCACAGUUGUGUUUUUAAAAUGACUGGGAGUCCAAAUAACACAUUUGGACUCAAUUUAAUAUGUUCACCCCAUUUUAUCACAUAGUAAAACCAGCACUACACUAGACACGGUUCUUUCUGUAACAAACAUGUGAUUUCUUUUAUUUUCAGCUUUAAUGUAAUUUAUUUUAUUAAAUGAGGAAUGACGAUCAUUUUGAGCUCAUCCUGAGAAUUUACCGCUGUAAACAACUUUCCUCCACGUUGACCAGACACAAGGGUUUAAAACACAUUCAGACAAAACAUGAAAGUGGAGCUCGAACAAAAUUACUGCAGAUUAUAACAAAUAUCAGUAUUUAACAGUUUAUCUUAAACAUACAUCCACAAAUUUCUAGUCGGUAAGGUAAGAUAUAAUAUCAAAUCCUUUGGACAUCAUUUCUCUUGCUAAAAGGCAGCAAUUUGUGUUUAAUUUUCAAUAUAUCUUUAGUAGCAAAAUACCGUCAUUAACUUAAAGUUCUGAGUUUAUUUUUCUGAGAAGUUGCCUCUGAUUUAAGACAAAGUCCUCUAAAAUAUUUUAAUUCAGCUAAAUAUAUUACAUGACACCUGAGAGACAAGAAAGAAGGCAUUCAUUAUUGAUUACUGUCACUGUCACUGAAAUGUGACAGACCACACGACUCACUGAUCGCCCAUGAUGCUCUUUGCAUGCUCUUCGUAUUCAGUGAAAAACUGCAGUAAUCCUCUAAACAAGAGGACUAUUCUUCAGCACAUAACCCCCAAGUUAGAGAUUAGUCCGUGGUUGUAGAUUAAGAGGACACGCUUCUCAGCUCAGCGUUUUAAGUAUAAAGACAGGAGUUGAUGUUACUAUGAAACCAAAUAAGAGAACACAGUGAAUUAUUGUUUAUUUUAUCAACUGGUAUAUAUCCUUAGUUUAAAUAACACUUAAUGGCUAUUUCUUAGUGUUUUUCCCUCAAUGAUUGUGAUGUAGAUUCCAUCUAAAUGAGCUGUUUAACUUUUACAUAUCAUGGAACAAUACAAAUAUUAUGGUUCUUCAUGUAUGAUUUUGCUCACAAACCUUUACUUUAGAAAUGACAUUUCAUUUUUCAUGUAUUGUCUUACUACAAUAUUAAACAAAACACCAUAAUUUACUGGUUAUUAUAUAAUCACAAUUCUUACUGUAGGUUUCAAAAACCACAAAGUUCCCAUUUAACAAGGACUGUUUACAUUGUAUAAGACAUGAGGCAGGGUGGGGUUUUUUUCUGCUUUUAUUUUUUAUCAAACUAGAUCAUUACUAGAACUGCUGGUCUUAUAAUAGAUCUCAUUUCUGUUUUGAGUUGUACACACGUGUUUCAUCACACAAUGCAAAUCCUUAACAGCACAAGCAAAACCCAUCCACCCCCCAACUCUCCCAUGUAAAUGGGUUAAUUGUUUUAAGUCCUAUGAAAUCUUCACUCAGUGGGAAACAACUGUGCUUCUGUUGGUCAGCAGCUAUUCAACAAUGAUUCUGCUCUUUACGAUGUAAUUGCUUAUACAGUGGGUUUUGUAUUGUUAUUGGUCUCUGUAAAAUGCUGUAAGAACUGAUCUUGUUGUAGUUGGUUGAGUAUUUAUAAUUUAAAGAGAGUGAUAUUCCACAUUCCAGCAGUGUUUGGACAAUGAAUAAAGAAUUACAAAUGUUUAAA